Messenger RNA from Musa acuminata AAA Group (dessert banana), 4320 nucleotides. RefSeq lists its product as uncharacterized. The coding region runs from base 301 to 4068 and encodes 1255 amino acids. NCBI's taxonomy places the organism in Eukaryota, Viridiplantae, Streptophyta, Magnoliopsida, Zingiberales, Musaceae. The transcript is spliced from 8 exons. The record is from RefSeq and is a predicted model, not a curated record.
CAGCUCUCUCUCCCUUCAUCCGUUUUUAAGUUGUUCUUCGUCUCUAUAUUCUUCUCUUGAUCUCGUUCGCAUUCUGAUCUCUCAUCCGUAUCUCCUCCCUCCACUACGGAACCCACAUUAAUAGAGGGAGAGAGAGAGAAGGAGAUCGGACUGUCGUUUCUUGCGAUUCGAGGGAAGGCUGAGAUCCGGUGGAGGGAACAGGAAUUUGGAUCUCUAGCUGCGAUUUCUAGCCGGGCGACAGCGAUUCUGAGACGGCUUCUCUAUUCUGUGAGAUCGCUCGUGAUUUCGAGAGUCUGAGCAAUGACGGCCGAUGCGAGCGAGUUUAAUGGUGGAUCUGUGGUCGAAUUGGAGCGGGGGACGGUGGGUCUGGGUUUAGGGUUGGAGUGCGAUCGCAAGGAGAGUGGGGAUGCAGAUGGCAUUGUGUGGCGGGUUGGUGAGGAGAAGGAUGGGAUUCGGAUUGGGCGAGCAGUCAUGGUAGAGAACGGCAAUUUGAACGAUUUGCGGGGUAAGGAUCUGGAUCUGGACGGCAAGGUUAAGUCGGUCACCGUCAGAGAUCCGGAAACGAGGGAAGGCAAACGGGAAGACGGGGAAUUGACAGUGGAGAAUGGGGGCGACUGCGAAGAAAGUGUCGAUCCCGUGAUAAAACUAGCAGUGAGUGGGGUUGAUGUUUGUAGGAAAACGACGGCCUCCAGUGAUGUGGCAGAGGUAAAAAUUGAAUCACAAUCAGAAGGAACUGAUGGAGGACAUUCCAAGGAAGAGGCAGACACUAAUGAACAGAAAGAGGAAAAUGAAUAUGAGAUGCCCAGUGAAAAGGAAAGUGAUGCAAAAGGUGGAGCAUGCAAGGAGAAAGGGGAGAUGAGCAGGGAGGAGGUGAGCUUCAAGAAUAAUCAUGAUCACAUGGAGGAUAAUUGUAGUCUGGAACCCUCUAAGAAUACAAAUGAAGUUGAAACAGACUCAGUUACUAAGGUAGGAGAAAAGCAAGAAGGUGAAACCUCAUUGGAGGAGACAAACCUUGAAGAAGAAUUAGAAUUUGUUGUUGAGGUACAAAAGAAAUCUGAGACUGUAGUUGCAGUUGAUGACCAAGUUAGCUCAGACCCCACCAUUGAUGACAAAAAGCAAGAACCUAAUAUCAUUGGCAUUGAAGCCAAUGAGCAAGCAGUAUCUGAAUCAUCUGUGAUAGAAGGUAGUGAACUAGAAGCAAAAAUUGUGGCCAGUGAUAUGUACCAUGAACAACAGAAAGCAUUUGAUGGAAAGGAAGAGAAGCUGGAGAUCAUUGCUAAUCCUACAGGUGCUGAUGACCAAGCAGAUAAGGCUGCACCCUUUGCAGUCGAAACAAAAGAGCUGCAGUCUGUGCCUAUGACACCAAAGAAUCAUGACCAAGCAGAGUUGGUUGUUCUUGAAUCCCAAGUUACAGGGACCAAAGAUCAAGAAGAACUAGAAGUAGGUACCAAAGUAGAAUUGGAGAAGGAUCCACAGAUUGCGUUGACAGACUUUCAGAACCAAGCUGAACUGAUGCCAGAUGCACAAGUUGAUAAAGACCAGAAACCUGAGAAUUUUGUUACAGAUGCCAUGCCAUCUGAAUCUUCUAUUGAGCAUAUGGAAAUGAAGCUGUUGAAUGUUACCAAUAAUAUAUGCUUGGAUGAAAAUGGGACAGUCUUAGAUGUUGAUAUAAGAAGCAGUUUAUUGGCAGUUGAUGUCAGAGUAAGUAAAGAUGAAGCAGGUGGUGAAUUCACUGGGACUGGUGAAAUCAUAGCCAUCAAACUUUCUGAUGAUGUACCUUCUACAGAAGGUUCCAGCAGCUCAGGUGUGCCUCACGUUGUUGACCGGGAAAUGUUGGUAGAAGUUGCUACUUCUAUGGAAUUGCUUCUAGAUGCCAAUGCACAAUCCUACAGUUGUGAAGAAGCAAGUCAAACGGAAUUGGAAGGUGGUAAUUUCAGUGCAGUAGAUGUACCGGGCCCAUCAGAUACCAUUAGCAGUAUGCAUUUAGAAUCACAACUUGUUAAUGAAGGUGAAAGUAUGUCAUAUUUUGCUAAUAUUCAUACGGACAUACAAGUCAAGUUAUGCAAUGAUGCAGCUGAAAAUGAAAGUGUUGUUGCUGAAACUGGCUUUGAUGUAGCUGCUGAUCAUGUUGAUACAGUUGAAUCGAAAUCCAGGGUUGAAAAUGGAUCUGUAGAAUCAAAAACUUCUUUGGCCAGUUCUAUUGAAGAUAACCCAUCUGCUGAUGUGGAUGACAAAGAAGCUCGGCAUGGGGAUUCUGGAGUUACAGAAGAGAUUCAGGUCUCAACAAAGGAUCCUGGUGCUUCAACAUUCGAUGCUCAGAAGGCGGACACCCCUAUAGGGAAACCCCAAGCAUGUUACAUAAUUAGAAUACCAAGAUUUGUUGAUGAUCAGCUCUCAGCAAAUAUACAAAUUGCUCAGUCAGAAAUGAACGAGAAAACACAGAAAAGGGAUUCUAUCAAAGUUGCUAUCGAGAACCAGAAGGUGUCCUGUAAUGAAUCAUGGAAAAAGUUUGAAGAUGCCAAAGCAGAAGAGAGAGCUGCAAGAGCUGCAGUUAGUGCCAAACGUCAACAGAUAGAUUCUGUCCAGUUAAUGAUGAACAAGUUGAAAAAUGCACAUUCAAUUAAUGAACUCCAUGAUAAGAUACAAACCAUGGAAUUUGAGCUUCAGCAUGAAACCAUGCCUUUGAAAGAAGAAAAGCAAUACAUACAUGAGCUCAAACAGUUGAGACAUCAACGGGAUCAACUUACUUCCAGUUUAGGUUCUCAGGCAGAAAUUGAUGAGGCAUUUAACCAAAGAGAACAGAUUGACAAGCGGUUCAAGAUUUUGAAGAAGGAACUGGAUACCCUUAGAACUGAAUUGUUGCAAACUGAAAGGAAUGCAAAUACUGCCAGGAAGAAGUAUGAUGAAGAACAAUUACUUCUCAAACGUCUUCAACAACAAUUUAGAGAUGCUGAUGCUGUUCGUCAGAAAGCAUAUGGGCAUUGGCGGGAACUCAAAAAUUUGUUGAUCGAAAAGAACAAACAUUUUAGCAUGUACAAAAAUGAUCAGAAGUCCGCAGAGAACUAUCUAUCUUCAAGAGAUUUUGAGGGGCUCCUGCGACAUUGUAGUAAACAGGUUGAAAAAGUAAUGGAAUUGUGGAACAAUGAUGAGGAGUUCCGCUUGCAGUAUGUUAAAUCCAACAUGAACAGCACAUUGAGGAGAUUGAAUACAUCUGAUGGAAGAUCACUUGGCCCAGAUGAGGAUCCACCUGUUAUACAUAGUAACCAGGGCAAAGGUUUAGGCCUUCAUCACCCACAAGCCAACGUUGGUGUAUCUGUUAAACCUGUAGCUUUGGAGGCAAAAUUAGAAACAUCCAAAGAGGACUCAUUUCCCGCUUUGCCAGCAGCAACGAAGAAUCAGCCUGUUAAACCAAAAAAACCAGCAAAACCCAUGUUAGAUGAGACUAAGGAAACAUCUACUGCUAGAGUUUUGGAUAGAGAAGUCGAAAACAGUGAGAAGGUGAUCAGUGUAAUAAAGGAGGAAGAGGAGCGGAUAAAGAACUUACAAGAAUCCUCUAAGAAGGAAGAGGAAUUGAGGAAGGAAAAGGCUACAGCCGAGUUAAAAGAACAGUGUCGGCUGGAGCAAAGGGCUAAAGCCAAGGAGGCAGAAGAAAGGAAAAAGAGACAAGCCGAGAAGGCACAGGCCAGAGCAGACUACCAAGCACAGAAGGAAGCUGAACUGAGAGAGAAGAAGAAAGCAAAGAAACAGAAAAAGAAAGGCAUGACUGCUGAGGACACAACAGGUGGCGCCGAGGACGGCCCUGCUCCCUCUACUGAUACUAUUAUGCCCAAAGCAGCUCGUGAAACCGAUGUCACAGUAACAACAGCACCAAAGAGACCUUCAAGGGCGGCUAUCACAACAAAGCAGUACAAGAUGCAGCCUGUUCCCUUGCCACUUCGCAAGAGGGGUAGGAGAAAGAUGGCUACAUGGAUGUGGGUGUUUCUAACAGUUAUAGUAGUACUCUUAUUGUUUCUGGCAGGCAACUACAUCUCCUUCUCCAGCUUCAGCUUCCCACAAUCGGCCCCGUGAGCAUCUUCAUACCCCAUACUUACACAAGCAUAUAUUUAUUAAGGUCUAGAGAGGAUAGGAAUGAGUAAAUGUUAUUAAAUAUUGAUUGGCAACCAUUUUUUCCUGCACUACUCGGUCUUCUUUCAUUAGAUUGGUCUCACUCAUAUAGUCUGCUCUUUCUAUUUGCAAUCGAGGAUUAGACUCAAUAUGGAUGAUAAUUAAUGUGUGAUGCUUAAGUUCAAAAUAAUAGGAAUUUUGUGGUUCUUUUAUUCA